Molecule: messenger RNA, 2801 nt
Organism: Dalotia coriaria
Lineage: Eukaryota; Metazoa; Arthropoda; Insecta; Coleoptera; Staphylinidae
Gene: ERR
Product: estrogen-related receptor
Exons: 5
Coding region: 378-1706 (442 amino acids)
Biological process (GO): regulation of transcription by RNA polymerase II
Cellular component (GO): chromatin; nucleus
Molecular function (GO): estrogen response element binding; nuclear steroid receptor activity; nuclear receptor activity
Source: RefSeq, a predicted model, not a curated record
GCACGCCAGUGCGGUGCGCGCACGCCGCGCCGAGUCAUACCGUAGGUAACGCGCGCGCGGAUCGCCCGACGACGACGGCGACGGCGAAACAAAUCGCUAACAGACCACAGCACCACACCAACACACAGUGCGCAUCGCGGCGAAACUCAACACGGUCUAUCUCUCCACCGUCCGGGAACCAUCUUCCGCUCGACAAUGUUGUCUCACCUGUGGUGCACGUGGCGCGAGGUGAAAAACUACAUCCACACACCGUAAUUAAUUAAACAUUAAACAUAUUCGCUGGAUUCGUGUGAGAUUAUUACUACUUCUAUUGGAUUAGUGAUUAUACAACGCGCAGUGCCAUAAAUAAAUCCAAUUCAGGGAUUAGUUUUGAUAAGAUGGAGACGUGGAUGCAAGAAGUGGUGUCCAUGAUGUCGGGUGGCGGCAUAGUCGGCAACAACGAUGUGGUGCAGAUCAAGAAGGAGGCAUUCGAUAGUUAUGUUGAGUGCUCACAGUCCAACAGCGACAUGUACUCCCCAACGACUACCACGCAUAUUAUUCAAGAAACUAGCAAAAAAUGUACUUCUUUCAGUGAACCCGAAGCAGAACUCCGCUCUCCCGAAUCACCCGAACGACAGUACUGCUCCUCCACCACACAACCCCACAUUGAAGGCGGAAUGAUGGCGAAAGAAGACGCCAAAGACCUAGAUCUCCCCCGUAGAUUAUGCCUGGUAUGCGGUGAUGUCGCCUCGGGUUUCCACUACGGCGUCGCCUCCUGCGAGGCAUGCAAAGCGUUCUUCAAGCGCACGAUACAGGGUAACAUCGAGUACACAUGUCCCGCAUCAGGCGACUGUGAAAUCAACAAGCGCCGGAGGAAAGCGUGCCAGGCGUGCCGCUUCCGCAAGUGCCUCAAUUCCGGCAUGAUGAAGGAAGGCGUGCGGCUGGAUCGUGUACGUGGCGGUCGACAGAAGUACCGCCGUAAUCCAGAGAGCCCUUAUCAGGUGCAUGUUUUGUCCACGCCGCGACCCGCGCUGGUUUUAGAAGAUAUUAAAAUACUGGACGCGUUGGUAACGUGCGAGCCGGACAUCUUGGAGAUGAAUUCGGCGCUGGAUAGUCAAACGAAGCAUCGGUCGUUGAGUAUUCUCAGUGACUUGUACGACCGCGAGCUGGUGGGCAUCAUCGGCUGGGCGAAGCAGAUUCCCGGAUUUACUGAUCUCUCACUCAACGACCAGAUGCGACUGCUGCAGAGCACGUGGGCGGAGAUUUUGACGCUCACGCUGGCGUAUCGGAGUUUGUCGACGGCGAGUUUAGGGCGGCUACAGUUCGCUGCGGAUUUCACGCUGGAUGAGAAGCAGUCGCGGGAGUUUGGUGGAUUGGAAUUGUAUCAAACUUGUUGCCAUGUUGUCGAACGUCUCGACUCGAUAUCAAUUUUAAAGGAAGAAUAUUUCCUGCUUAAAGCACUCAUCCUCUCGAAUUCCGACGUGCGAUCGGAGCACUUUCCUUCGUUGAAGAAGUUUCGGGAUGGGAUUCUCACCGCGCUUUCAGAUACCAUAUAUAUUUUAAGGCCAUCUGGUGGUUUUUCACAAGUGCAGCAAUUGCUCCUAUGCUUGCCUGCAUUGCGACAGGCCGACGCAGUGGUACGGCGCUUCUGGGCCGAUGUGCACCAGCAGGAUUCGGUGCCGAUGAACAAAUUGUUCCUCGAAAUGCUAGAGGCGUACAGCCGGUAGUACGGCGCGAAACGUAACCACAAACGCCAGCGCGCCACGUAGCGUUGGUUGCCUAGCUUACACAUCACCUCCGUGUUUAAUAAUCAUUUUGUUUACACGCAGAAAUCAAACCGGUGUGGUCAUACAAAACACGAAAGUACAAGCAGAGCAAACAAGUUGAUUUCCCAUUCGACGUGGAGAUUUGAUAGUCGAAACGCAUGCGGUUCGAAUCGAGGUGCCUAUACAUUAUAUUCUAGGAGCUAAAUUAUGUAGUUAGAGGAUAAGAUUGCGGCGGGGUGCGAGUUCUCGGAUGAUGUGAGUGUUGUGCGUUUUAUACGAUGUGGGUUUUUGGAGGUACGACAUUACGAGUGCCAGUUUAUAAAAGAUUGACUAAUUUUUGAAAUUCAUUUAGAGUACAGUGAGAUUUUAUGUCGUUAUCAAAUGAGGGAGCCAUGUAUAUUUUCAUAAAUACUAUUUGAAUCAACAAUUCCUGUCGACACACAUCAAUAUCAUCUGUUUGUGUACUGGACGAACCAUGAAUCCCCCAACCCCAAGUGAUAGAUUAGCGUUACUUCUAGUAGAUCGAUAAGAAUUUAUCUAUUUUGUAUAACUAAUUUUGUACAUACGAUGCCUUUCCGACAAUUGCAUUGCGGGAGGGAGUGCUUUUCAUUCAUUACGAACGUGAACUGUGCGAACGCUAGAAAAGAAUAUUAACUUUAUUACCUUUUUAUUACGAAACUUAUUGUGAUUGAUUUCAUUUAUCGUUUAAUAAUUCGAUUUGGAUUGACUUUUGUUUUUUUGAAACAAGACAUACACUGAAUUCACCGCCUCAUUCGACUGUAACACACAUUUGCCAUCUGCCAUUAACCUUAACGAGUUGUUCAGUAAUUAUUCUAAGCAUAUGCUAAUUGUAAGAAAUUCAUUAAAUAUGAAGAGAUAUAUUUAGAGCACAAAUCUAUGAGUAUGUAAACAUAAUGAAUUCUUGUCUACUGUACUUAUAAAUUUCUAAUACAAUGAUGAUUGUAUGAUACUUUGCAAAUUCAGGUUCUAGUUGAUAACUUUGUUUUCAAUUUAUUAUGUAAUAAUUGUUUCGAAAAUAUAAUGCAGAUUAUUUCA